GCUGUGGAUCUUCUUCUGGUGAGAAUGCAGGGGGCUGGCGGCAGGCAGGGCUUGGGGUCUGGACUCCAGGUUGUCAAGCAUACAGAGUGACAGUGUCUGGAGUGCCUCUGCAGGUGGCAGGGAUCUGAGAGGACUCCUUUCUUCCUGCUCCUUUAACCAGCCAUCGUCUGGUGUGGGCUGUGGCUUCCUUGCAGAACGAACCUUCACCAGCCUCUGAACUGUGACCAUACACACACCUGUGCCUUCUUCCCUGCUGGGACCCUUCCUCUGCGGCCAUGGUCUGGAGGACCCUAGGCGCAAGCAACUUUUCCAUCUGCCCCAACGGCUCCAUCCAGUGGAUCUGGGAUGUGUUUGGUGAAUGUGCUCAGGAUGGCUGGGAUGAGGCCAGCGUGGGCCUGGGUUUGGUCUCCAUCCUCUGCUUUGCUGCAUCAACCUUCCCCCAGUACAUCAAGGCCUGCAAGACAGGGAACAUGGACCAGGCCCUGUCACUGUGGUUCCUCCUGGGCUGGAUCGGUGGAGAUUCCUGCAACCUCAUUGGCUCCUUCCUGGCAGACCAGCUACCCCUGCAGACCUACACGGCUGUGUACUACGUCUUGGCUGACCUCAUGAUGCUGACCCUGUACUUCCAUUACAAGUUCAAGAACCGGCCUUCUCCGUUGUCUGCCCCUAUCAAUUCUGUGCUCCUCUUCAUCUUGGGGACAGUGUGUAUCACACCACUGUUAAGCAUCACUGAUCCUGUGGCUGUCCCCAGGGAAAGCUUCCGGGGACGGAUGCUCUUGUCUUUGGAGCCAGGCAAUAAGCCCUUCACAAAGAAGGAGGUCAUCGGCUUUGUCAUCGGCUCCAUCUCCAGUGUGCUGUACCUGCUCUCCAGGCUGCCUCAGAUCCGCACCAAUUUCCUACGGCAGUCCACCCAAGGCAUUUCCUACUCACUGUUCGCGCUGGUGAUGUUGGGGAACACGUUGUAUGGGCUGAGCGUGCUGCUCAAGAACCCUGAGGUGGGCCAGAGCGAGGGCAGCUACCUGCUGCACCACCUGCCCUGGCUCGUGGGCAGCCUGGGUGUGCUGCUGCUUGACACCAUUAUCUCCGUCCAGUUCCUGGUGUACAGGAACCGCUCCGCUGCUACCGCCUCAGAGCAAGAGCCUCUCCUCCCAAGCUGACCUGUGCCCUGGAUGACGGGAACCUCGGCUGCCAUCCCAGGAAGAGCAAAGCGUGGGCAGUGACACUGCAGCCUCUGGACUGGGCCUAGGAGGCGGCUUGAGGGAGGCCUAGGAAUCUGGGCCUGGUUGCCUCCCGUCCAUGCUUGGACCUAGGACAGGUCUGGAGUUGGAUCAUGCUAUGCCGGGAUAUUACCUCUCAGGUAUAAGACAGCUGCUCGAGGAGCCUGUAGGGGACCCAUAGCUGAGACUGCAGAAGAUGGUGUGGCCACCUCCCAUCCACCUACCUCAAUCUGCCUGUGCACCCCAGGCUACAUCCUAUCCAGGGGACCCAGGGUUGUCCCUCUGACUGGACACAACCUAGUAAACAUACCUUCCAGCUGGGCCCGUUUCUGCUGCUCCUUCCCAUGACACUUGGGGUCUGGGCAGGGACCCAGGGUAAGUUCAUACUGACGGGGGAACCAUGUCCAGUAUCCAUGGGCCCUUGGCUUUUGAACUUUUUAUCUCUCUGCCCUACUCUAGUGGCGUGACAUGGCAGUAAUGGGGACACCUCAAUGGGCUCCUGAGGCUCGGGAAGAGGCAGAUAACCAGGUGGGGUUUGGUUGGACAUCCCCAGAGGCUUGGCGUGACCAUGCUACUGCUCCGGCAUUCUCUCCGGGGCUACAUAGGGUGGGGUGGUCUGCCCAAAGCGAGGCACGUGGUCAGACGUCUCCUCGGGUAGUCUGAACUCAGCGAAGGUCACCUUGGAGGUAAAGAAGAGGGACAAACUGGUGCUUUCCUGAAGAAGGUGGUGACCAGAAGCGCGGGUGGAAGAGGAGAAGAGUGGGAGGCAGGGCACAGAAGUGACAAGGCCGAAAGGAAGGGAGAAAGAGUGGUUGGUUCCAGCUCACUUUGUUCCACGUUCCUGUGGGCCUCCACCUUUUGGUGACUGGGGGCAGAGAACUAGCUGCCUUUCCUGUUAGCACAUACAUUAUUUUAGGUCCAAAAAAGCCAGAUGCAUGGCCAGGGGCCACCUGACAGACAGAUAGACUGCCACCUCUGAGUGCUCUUUUAGCUUCUCUGUCCACAGCUGCAGAAAAGAGAGGGUCGUGGCAUAGACCCAGGCAAAGCACUGCUGGCUUCAGGUGCUCUUUGCAUCCUGGGACCUGGCUCUAUGUUACUUUCCUAGGGCUGCAUGGCACCUUUCCAAGUUGGGAGAUCUGGGGCCUCGGUUGGCACAUGACCUCAGGCACAGGCCUGAACUGAAGCUGCGUGGGCAGAAGAUGAAAUGACAGUCUUGCCCGAGAAGCCCUCCUGUCUCUCCAGCAGGGGUGACAUCCCUUCGUGUGUGUGUGGGGGGGGGAGUAAGGGGGUGAUGUGCUUUGCCUGUGGCAAAGCCUGGCUGACAAAGGAGGUGUUGUCUCUACCCAGGGAGUCAGACUGCACCUAUCUAACCCUGAUUCCUCCUCUGUUUUGGAGGCCUGCUCCAGUGCUCCAUGGCGGGGUCAGAGUCUGGCGCUCGCACAGCCUGGUUAUGUUCACCAGGUCUGUCCCUGGUGAGUGGUCCAGGGACUUAAGGAUCUCAAGCCUGCAUCAGCCACUGGUGAGCCUUGUGACUUGGGCCAACUCCCUCAGCCUGUUCUUUCCCAUGACACCAAAAGUGGGGCUAGUGACUUUUGAGGGAGUUUAGCCAUCUCCCAUCUCAGGCUCCUGGGGGCAGCCAGUUUAAUUAACAGGACCCUGUUGUGAUAAGACCCCAGCUGCCUUUCCCUUGGGGAAAUUUUGUGCGGGCUUUGGUGAAGGAUGAACGUGUGUACAAUGGUAGCUCUCUCUAAACAAAAUAAUUCUUUGGGAGAAAAACCAAACCACCACCCUGGGACCAUGUGAGAACUCGGCCUCCUCCCACACAAGUUAGCACCAGGCUCUAGAAAAUGUAGAUAAGUAACAUCCCCUCUAUAGGUGACAAUCAAGACCUGUAAAUUCCUAAGGUCUGCUCAGGCUCACGGUAAUGCCCAUCUGGCCUCCUCUUUGCUCACUUUUAAGCUUUAAUCAAAUAAACCAAGCCACACAAGAAACUACAAUAUUCUGUAACAGAGAGUCUGAUUCCACCAAGAAAGUCCUUUUCUCAAGGUCAGGCAUUUAGACAAGUCCCCAGUUCCUUCCCGCUUGCUAAAAAGGGAGACAAAUUCUUCCCUUUGGCAAGAGGAACUUGUGGCCCUUCCAUUAACAUAUGACUGGCACCUAUUGCCAACGCCAGUGCUUCCUGAACCCCCAUCUCAAGCCACACGCCAGCUCACGUGCCUCCUUUUCCCCAUUUAAUUCUAUGUGCAACUAGCAUUUAAAAGAUGUGGGUUUUUUUUUUCCAAUAAACUCGAGGGCAGCCAACCCAAUUCACCCUCAUAUGGUGUCCAUCUCCCCCUUUCCCCUUGCCACCGACUCCACGCAUCCUCUCUGGAACCUGAACAGCACCACCCCCGCCACCCCACCCCAGCCCUACUCCCUUCCCGGAGGAAGCAGGUCUCCGGUAUAUCUUUAACUAUUGUGAGACCAGCCUAGGCUACACUGGACCCUGUCUUAAAGACAACAGAAACCUAGAAAUAGCAAGUGCAAAUAAGGCACCAGAGCAUAGCAAUUUAAAUAGAUUCCAGAGUUUUGUGAGUUUAUAUAGUCUGAAUUUCAUGCUUUUAAAAGAAUUUACCGAAACUAAGCUUGGUCAGGCAGCAGAAACGACUCAGUUAUUAAGAGCACAUCCUGUUCUUGCAGACCUGCAUUCUGAUUCCCAGCCCCCACAGCAGGCAGCUCACAACUGCCUGUAACUCCAGCACCAGGGGAUCUGAUACUCCUCGGCCCCACUCCCAAGUACUAAAUAAAAUUUUUAUUUAUUUUUUAUUAUUUAUUUGUUUGAUUUACUUAUUUGG
This is a messenger RNA of Microtus oregoni (creeping vole), 4051 nucleotides long. It is a transcript of the gene Slc66a1, whose product is annotated as solute carrier family 66 member 1. The coding region runs from base 276 to 1157 and encodes 293 amino acids. NCBI's taxonomy places the organism in Eukaryota, Metazoa, Chordata, Mammalia, Rodentia, Cricetidae. The record is from RefSeq and is a predicted model, not a curated record. The transcript is spliced from 9 exons.